Molecule: messenger RNA, 709 nt
Organism: Ostrinia nubilalis (European corn borer)
Lineage: Eukaryota; Metazoa; Arthropoda; Insecta; Lepidoptera; Crambidae
Product: cuticle protein 8-like
Exons: 2
Coding region: 30-635 (201 amino acids)
Cellular component (GO): extracellular matrix
Source: RefSeq, a predicted model, not a curated record
AAACUCAGACUCGCAAAUCAGCAACAACAAUGGCAGCCAAAUUCUUCGUGGUCCUGUCCCUGGCCGUAGCGGCGUCGGCCGUGCCGCUGGUGCCGGUGGCGAAGGUGGCGUACGCGGAGGUGGAGGCGCCCGCGCACUACGAGUUCCAGUACUCGGUGCACGACGAGCACAGCGGAGACAUCAAGCAGCAGCAGGAGGCGCGCGCCGGCGACGCCGUGCACGGCUCCUACUCGCUGCUGCAGCCCGACGGCCUGACGCGCGUCGUCGACUACUCCGCCGACAAGGAGCACGGCUUCAACGCCGUCGUGCGCUACGAGGGCCACCCCGCGCCCGCGCCCGCGCACCCCGUCAAGCUCGCCUACGCCGCCCCCGUCGCUAAGCUCGCCUACGCCGCCCCCGUCGCCAAGGUCGCCUACUCCGCCCCUGUCGCCUACGCCGCCCCCGUCGCCAAGGUUGCCUACGCCGCCCCUGUAGCCAAGGUCGCCUACUCCGCUCCCGUGGCCUACGCCGCCCCCGUUGCCAAGGUCGCCUACUCCGCCCCUGUCUCCUACGCCGCCCCCGUCGCCAAGGUCGCUUACAGCGCCCCCCUUGGCCACGUUACCUUCGCCUCCCCCGCCGUCUCCUACCACCACUAAGUUAUUUUGUUGAUGCUGUUAUUUAUUGAAACGAAUACUUAGGUACUAAUAAAUUAUUACAAAAGUUGACACAA